AUGUUGGAGAUCCAUUGGGAGGUCAGAGCAAAUCCGGAGUCUCCGAAUGUUCUGACUUGGGACCGAGCUUCCGGGAUGGGAGUGGUCAAGGGUGAGUGUGCCAAAAUCCAGGCUGGAGCUGAGACAGUUGGGAUGGAAGGUGAUGAUGGGAAGUGGGGAGAACAAAUUCUAGAUGAGUUUCCAUGGUUUGACAUCCUUGAUUCCUGGUGGGAUGGCCAACCAAAGUAUUCUGAUGUGUUGAUUUCAAACUCAUCAGCACCAGGAAAAGAAUUGUCUGCUGCAUAUGAGAAGUUGCUGGAUGAAUCUACUGACUCUCCCAAUCACCCUUCCUCCAUUCUGCUCAGUGAUAAGGGAGGUGGCAGUGAGGCCGCUCUAUAUGGUCAAAGUGAUCCUGAGAAGGAUGGAGCAGACCUCUCUUCUCACACUCUGAUGAACCUCUCUUCACCAUUCAGCUCUCCAGCAAUCCAUACACCAACUUUGUCCCCCAAGUUUGAUCCAGAACCCAUUGACCAAAAACUGAAAAUGGCCAAAAUGCCAUCACCACCAUUAACACUUAUUAACACACCCUUCCAUCCAGUUCCCCAGUUCCAUCACAUUCCCUUCAGCAAAAGGACAGCAAGCAUGACAUCCUUGGUGAAUUCCAUCUAG
Messenger RNA from Cantharellus anzutake, 648 nucleotides. RefSeq lists its product as uncharacterized. The transcript has 3 exons. Lineage: Eukaryota; Fungi; Basidiomycota; Agaricomycetes; Cantharellales; Hydnaceae. The coding region runs from base 1 to 648 and encodes 215 amino acids. The record is from RefSeq and is a predicted model, not a curated record.